AUGAACGCACCCGGACUUGUUGCAAUAAAACCACGUAGAUCAUCAUCCGCGGAAGUAGUCGACGAGGGCCAGGUUGGAGAGCUUGAAAACCGAGAAAAGACGAGCGACCAGAAAUGCGCUUCGAGUGGUAAGAACACGAAGAACGUCUGUCGUCGGUUCGGAGAUCACGAAGUAGACCACCACGUCGACCACCGCUACGACACCUACGGGAAGAAAAAGCGACGGCGAUUUAUUGCGCAUCUUCAAAGCGACGGAGAGCAAGAAGAGGGCAAACGUGAGGUGGACCCGCUGGGUUCUAUCGUCCCAGGAGGAAUAAAGAUGAAGAAGAAUUCCUCGUCGUCUCCCGUGAGGUCAUCGUCUGUGUAUGGCAUGACGCGCGCGCGGCGGUGGAGCCCCGGAGGGGAUGGAAGUACCUUUUCUACGCCGUCUUCGACUACCUCUCAUCGGAACAAACAGACAAGGAACGAAAGCCCCACAGGUUCUACUGGCCGAACCAGAAGUACAGAUGGCGAUGAUCAUCAUAAAGAGGCCCCAGAAGGAGAAGUGCUGGAUGCACCUGGGGUUUUGAGAAUCAAAAUCGCGGAGAUAGGGGUGUUCCACGGCGAGACGAGCUUGCACCAAAUUAAACACUGCGCACCCUUGCUCGGCGAGGAAGACCAUGUAGAAGGUAGUGUAGGUGAAAUAACUCCUUCGGCUACUACAAAUGAUCCUGCGUCAAAGGAUGAAGAUGCGAAGGGUCGUUACGACGAAGAUGAGUACGAUGAUCUCUCCACAACCACGGGGGCGGAGACAAAGCCUCAGAUAGUUUUGGAGUACCACCUGAUCGAUCCUUGGCGGGACCGGGAGCUCGAGUUUGAAUCCAUGAAGGCUUUUCUGGAGAAUAUCCUGAGUAAAAACGUCCCCACACCAGAGUCAGGAUGGGGAUUUUGCAACACAAACCUAGGAGUUUUGCGAGUCACGCAUGACAAAUUGCAUUCCGCAGUGUAGUGCUGGUUAGCAAGUGCAGCCGCAUCACAGAUUCAUCUGCUCAUCCUGUUCACAGCAUCACAAAUUCGAAGACACGACUGGAAAUGGCUCUCAUGGGGAUGCGCAUUACAAGUCUUCCUGUCUUUGCAAAUCUGCAUUACAACUCUGGUUUGGGUGCGUUUUUAUUCAGGAUAGAGAACGAAAACCCGGAAUACCUCCAGGACCUCUUGCAGGAGCAGGGGGUAGGGCGCGAGAACAUGUUCACAGGAGAAAUUUAUCCCUCCUGGGAGGAGAAGCUUGUCGAGGCUUUUUUGGCAAGAUCUGAGGCGGGAAACCGAAACAACAGCUACAAAAGGGGGAGGAAAACCAGAAAGACGGGCGAGAAUGAUCGUCGUCCUUCGGAUGGGGACAGUACUACCGAGAUUGGCGGACCUGAUGAAAUGGGCGAAAAGCUAGAUAGCUUUACCGUUCCAGAGGAACAUCAACCAUCAGCACAACAAGUAGAAGACGCCCAAGAUGACCUGGACGAUACGCGCGUGGCGUACGAGGUCGCGGGAAACGAACGGAAAAUGAUCACGAAGCUAUCCUGUGUGACAUAUGGAUUUCCUGUCAUCCAAAAAUCCAUUUUCUCUGCCAUGAAGGUUGCUUGUAGUACCGACCGCACUUCAGCUUUUGUUGGGGCGUGUAAGCCGCCCGGUGACGAAGAGUUGGUAUAUCUAGUACGUUUAAGCUGCAGGUUAGAAUUAUUUCAGGUGGGCGUGGGCAGCACAACUCUGAGUCUGGGUGGUGGUGCGUUAUUGGACAACUCAUGGGCAAAGGGCAUGCUAUCCCAAUUGUAACACAUGAUAAACUCCCCUUUCGAUCGAGACUUCGGGCGACUGGAAAACCAACAAUCCCCGGAUGCCGGUAUCACACAGAAAAAAGUACUACUGGAACGACCUUGCCGCAUAGUAUCUUUCUUCGUUCUUCACAGACCCGAUUCAAUCAAAGCCAAACCGAUGUCAUAUCAGCAUCGAAGGAACAAAGUUUAUGCCAGACAGAGUCCGCAGGCCUCUUUCAGUUUCCCAAUAAGCACGUAAAGCAGAUCAUACUGCUGCCUUUAAUAGUGCACUGUAACAAGAAGUGCGCAAUUUCUUUCUGUGUGAUAGCCGAAGACGUUCGAGAACGAAAACGUUUUCAAGUGGAAGAAUGUGGAGCGAAACAAGAAAAUUACGGGGAAGCUUGUUCUGAAGAAGUUGAUCAAUGAACUGCUUCUGGAGCCAAACGUGGACGAAUUGGUGCUGGUGGAUGACUAUUUCCCAGGAGCUGAUCAGGGCGACGCAAUUCAACACGAGGCGAACCGCGCAGAUGAGCACCAGGUCAUGAAUGGUGGGCCUGGUCGUACUGAUAAUUUAGCAAAUCCAAAUUCUGCUAGAGGAAGUACCCGAAUGAAUACUUCCUCGUCCGGGGGGACUGCACCACAACGAAGAGCAAAGAAAGUGUCUCUCUCAACAACAAUGUCCUCUAAUUUGACUUUGAAAGGGAAGGAGGCUGAUUUUGAUGCGGAUCUUCGCGUCAAGGUUUUUCUCCACCGGACCUCUUCGUUGGUCGCGAGCGAGCAGUUCUUUUCCGGCAAGGUCGUCGGACGAGAGGGACCGCGUGACCACGAUCUUUUCUACCAUGAGGAAAAAUCCCCCCUCCCCUUAUCGAAGACGAAAUUCGUCAUGCUGUAUUUGAGUACACAAGUCGACUUGUUUUGCUAGAAGGCCAAGAGACGCAGCCGUGGCCUCGUUUGCGGGCAAUUUGUCAUGCUGUUUCGCCCUUCCAGCUGCCUCCUCUCAUGCUGAAGAUUUCCCCCUUACAGUCCGCAUCUUUUCCCUUCUAGCAUGACAAAAUGACUUGUGUACACAAAUCCCGCAUCACAGACUUCCAUUUUGAUAUGGGGAGGGGGGAUGUUUCAUUUUGAUACUUUCGACCUCGUCUUCAUCGACGGCGACCACACGCUGCCGGGGAUCAUAUCCGAUUUGGAGCAGUACGCGAGCAAAGUGCGACCGGAAACCGGCGUGCUCGCGGGCCACGAUUUCGCCGCCUCGUAUCAAGUGCAAAAGUGUCUGGGUCUGGAAGAGUGCAUGUUUGUCAUGCUUGUCCGGCAUGACUCUUAAAUCUGUCAUGCACGUUACCGAAGAGCCCCAUUUAUUUUUCUGUCUUGCAAAAACGCAGUUUGUAAUGCAGAAUAGGCAACACUUAGAAGCUCAGAAACUUGUCAUGCUGAUCCAGCACUUGUUGCUUCCUCAUGAUACGCCACCCAGCAUCACAAGUUUCCAGACCCAGACAGUUUUGCAUUUGAUACCUCGCGGUUUCCCGCCAUUCCCGUGGCCUUGAGCUACUUUGUCGUUCCACCAUCUGUAUCAAAUGCAAAAAUGUCUGGGUCUGGAAGAAUACAAACUUGUGAUGCGCAUCUCAGAACACAGAAAAAUCUCUCAUGCAUAGGAAGCAAAAGCUGCCCACUUUCUCUCACCAAAAUGGGGGAUUUGUCAUGCGGAUUCGGCAUUGCGGAAGCUUCUCGAAACCUGUGAUGCUAAAGCUUCCAUGCCAGACCUUUUGUGUCAUGCAAAAACAGCAUGACUCUUCCAGACCCAGACAUUUUUACAAUCCAUAAUCUGCGAGGCGGGGUUGGUCGGUGGAGGAUGGAACACAUCGUCGUGAUCUCCAGCAGGAAGCUGCUGCUAGUAGCGCUUCUGUUCUUGUUGGCACUGCAACAAUACCAUUUGGACAGGAGAAAGAGCAGGAGAAAAGAAGAAGUGAACCUGCGGGCGGCAGCACGUCGGCCGCGAAGAUCGAUUCUCUCUUUGAAAUAGAUGAAGAAGUGACGAGUAUCAUUCCAGACCCACGGCUGACGGAUUUGCACGCCAGAGUGGGAUACUUGUUUGAGCCCGAAAUCCACCUGGACACCGACUACGUGUGGUGGGUGAAGAGGAAGUAGCAGUAGGCGAGAUUUGGAUGCCUCCAGCACAACAAAUAAAAUAUUGAAAAGUUGUGCACGACCGACCUCCAGGUUCUUGUGCCUGCAUCCCGCGGCAAAAUAGUCCUCUCGAGCCUUUGCGCUGUUUCGCGAACCGAAACAUACUUUUUUGGCGGUGUACUGGUAUCCGAAUCAGAAUUCUUUCCGAAAAAGCAAUCUUUGUAUCCUCGUGCUUAUCUCUUCUAAACUGG
Messenger RNA from Amoebophrya sp. A120, 4158 nucleotides. Lineage: Eukaryota; Dinophyceae; Syndiniales; Amoebophryaceae. The record is from the annotation of a GenBank genome assembly.